CCUCGCCGCGCCGGGGCCGCCGCGGCCGCCGCCCGCCCCCAUGGACAGGAACUACCCGGCCGCCGGCUUCGGGGACCCGCUGGCCGCCGGCCCCGGCUGGACCUACGAGCGCUCCGCCAAGGCCAGCCUGGUGUACGGGGGCUCGCGCGGGGCCCACCCGGACGCCGACCUGCUGCACCGGCAGCCCUACGGCGCCCCGCACCCGCUCCAGGGCUAUGCCGCCAACCACCACCCCCCAGGGCUGUCGGGGCUCUUCGAGACGGGGCUGCACCACGCGGGCGGCGCCGCCCCCGACGCCUCCGUCAUGAACCUCAUCUCGGCGCUGGAGUCGCGGGCGCCGCAGCCGGGGCCUUCGGCCUCCUCCCUCCUCUCCCAGUUCCGCACCCCCUCCUGGCAGACUGCCAUGCACACGCCGGCGCCGGCCGAGCUCUUCAUCUCGGGCGCCCUGCCGGGCUCGGGCACCUUCCCGUCGUCGUCGGCGCUGAGCGCCUACCAGCACCCGGCGUCGUUCAGCGGGCGCAGCUUCCCGGUGAGCUCCUCGCUGAGCCUGCAAGACGCGGCCUUCAGCCCCAGCUCCAACGGGCUGCUGUCGCCGCACGAGCCGCUGCUGCACAUCAAGCCGUCGCAGCCCAGCGUGCCGGCCUCGCUGAGCUUCGAGCGCCUCGGCGGCGCCGUGCUGGGCCCGGGGCUGCCCGGGGCGCAGAGCUCGGCCUACCGCAGCGCCCAGGAAUCCGCCUCGCGUCACCUGCCCUCCCAGUUCAACCUGCUGCCCUCGGCGCUGGCGGCGCCCGCCGAGCAGCCCCCGCCGCCGCCGCCGCCGCCGCAGCUCUACAACGCGGCCGUCUUCGGCGGCGGCGGCGGCGGCGAGCGCGCCGUGCCGCGCCAGGACAGCGUCAUCAAGCACUACCAGCGGCCCGCCGGCGCCCAGGCCGGGCUGCCGCCCGCCGCCCACUCGCUGCAGCACUACCUGAGCUGCGGCGGUGCCUACCAGCAAAUGCCGCCGCGCGCCGCCGCCGCCGCCGGCCUGGCCUGCAGCCCCCUCGGCGAGCCCUCGCCCGCCGCCUCCGAGGGCUCCCAGCCGCCGCCCAAGGCGGCCCCGGCGGCGCGGCAGGACGCCCCGGCGCCCGGCUACCGGCCCAUCAUCCAGUCGCCCGCUUACUCCGCCGGCGCCGCCGCCGCUGCCGCCUCGUCCUCCAAGUCCAAGAGCUACUCGGCCUCGCGGCAGCCGCCCCGCUCCACCGCCACCCCCAAGUGCCAAAGCAGCUACACGCCGUCGACGCCCAAGGCCAGCUCCGUCAUCGCCAGCCAGUCGCCGGCCUACUCGCCGGGGCAGCCGCAGGGCCUGCUGGCCAUGGGGCAGGCGGGCGGCUACGGCGGCAGCCAGCCCCCGAGCCUCUCGGCCGUGAGCCAGGCCUCGCAGGGCUUCGGCGGCGGCGGCGGCGGCGGCGGCGGCGGCGGCGGGGCCGCCUCCGAGCUGGGCGGCGGCGGCGGCAAGGCGCAGAGCUACCCGGCGGGCCAAGCGGCGCCGAGCCAGGGCGGGCAGAGCGGGCCGGGCCUGCAGCCCUGCGCCAGCCAGAGCUACUCGCCCGAGCAGCUGCAGGCGCUGCCCUACGGCGUGCAGGCCGAGGCGGGCGGCCCCGGGGGCUACGGGCCGCCCCACUCGCAGGGCUUGCCCACCGCCAGCCCCUCGCUGAGCUACAGCACCGGGCACUCGCCGGCCAUGCCGGCGCACGGGCAGGGCCUGCCCUACGCCCACGGGCAGCCGCUGGGCGACUCCAGCCCCUCGCAGAUCAUCCGGCCGCUGCAGUCGCCGCCGGGCGCCCGGCCGCAGAGCGGGGCCUCGCCGGGCCAGUCGCAGAAGUACCUGAGCUCGGUGCUGUCGCCCUCCUUCAUGGCGCCGGCGCAGGGCUACGGCGCGGCGCCCGCCGCCCUGGAGCGCGGCCCGGCCUACGGCAAGGCCAAGGGCGAGGCGGAGCUGCUGGGCGCCGAGCGCAGCGAGGACGAGGACUUCCUCAUCCAGCACCUGCUGCAGGCGCCCAGCCCGCCGCGGGGCCCCGGCGAGGCGCUGGCGGCCUGCGAGGAGCGCGGCCCCAAGGCGCUGGCGGCCUACGGCGGCCUGGCCAAGGCCGAGGAGCGCUACCAGCUGCAGAGCGUCAUCCGGCCCAACUCCAACCUGGAGGGCCCGGCGCUGGAGCUCUCGCUGCUCAAGGAGAAGAAGAAGGCGGAGCGGCCCAAGGACUACGCGCACGCCCGCGCCACCCCGGAGGCCCUGGCCACCUCGGUGGUGCACUACGGCCACCAAGCCGGCGCCCUCGACUCCUACGCGCCGGAGCUCAAGAAGGUGGAGCACCUGCCCGGCGCCCACCUGGACGCCGGCGGCAAGGAGCUGCCGCAGCCGCACGCCUACUUGCAGAAGACGCCCGAGCACGCCGCGCUGGAGCCCCACGGGCUGCUGCUGGAGCCGGCGCCCGAGCUGCCGCCGCUGGCCCUGCCGCCGGCCCCGGGUGCCGCCGCCGCCGCCGCCGCCGCCGCGGCCGGGGGGGCCCCGCUGCUGCCGUCGGUGCUGACGCACACGCAGAGCCAGCUGCACGGGCGCGGCAAGGCGCGGGCGCCGCUGGACGUGCACUUGCUGGAGCCGCCGCGGCUGCCGCCCGCCGCCGCCUCGCCGCAGCUGCAGCUGCAGGCGCUGGAGGCCCAUCUGCAGCAGGCGCACGCCCGGGCCCAGGCGCUGGAGCCGCCGGCCUCGCCGCGCCUGCGGGCCCAGCUGCAGCCCGAGGCGCUGGAGGUGCUGCCGCAGCCCCCGGAGAUGCAGGACUUCCUGGAGCCGCCGCUGGGGCUGGAGCCCCACCUGGGCCAGGGCGGCGGGGUGCCGGCGGCCGCCCACCUGCUGCCGCCGCCGGCCGCCCUGGAGGCCGAGGCCUCGCAGCGGGUGCCGCCGGCGCCGCUGGAGCCCAAGGAGCACCCGUUCGAGGGCGGCAGCCCGGCGGGCGCCAAGCAGCGCUUCGUGCCCCUCACCUCCAUCUGCUUCCCGGACUCGCUGCUGCAGGACGAGGACCGCAGCUUCUUCCCCGGCAUGGAGGACAUGUUCGGGCCGCCGCCCUGCGGCCCCGACGACUUCGCCAAGGGCGCCGAGGACGAGGCGCCGGGCCUGGAGCGCCCCGAGGGCCUCAAGGCGCCCGCUUACGACAUGCUGCCGCCGGGCCAGAGCUACCCGGGCUUCUGCGGCGGCGGCGGCGGCAGCGGCGGCGGCGGGGGGGGCGGCGGCGGCGGGGGGGGCGGCGAGGGCGAGCAGCACCUGGCGCUGGAGGCCGCCAAGCACGAGCUGCCCUCCACCGUCAACGCCGAGCCGCUGGGGCUCAUCCAGGGCGGCCACGGCGAGGGGGCCAAGCCGCCGCUGGCCUCGCCGCUCUUCUGCUCCUCCAAGCCCAAGAAGCUGCUCAAGACCUCCUCCUUCCACCUGCUGCGCAAGCGGGAGCCCUUCCCGCCGCCCAAGAAGACCUACGCGCAGGAGUACGAGUUCGAGGACGACGAGGACAAGGCGGACGCCCCCGCCGACAUCCGCCUCAACAGCCGCCGCCUGCCCGACCUGCUGCCCGACCUCAUCUCCAGCUGCCGCGCGCGGCCCAGCCUCAGCCCCAUGGGCGACAUCGACUUCUGCCCCCACCCCGGCGCCCACGAGGGCCCCAAGAAGCGCGGCCGCAAGCCCACCAAGCCCAAGCGCGAGGGGCCCCCCCGGCCCCGCGGCCGCCCCCGCAUCCGGCCCCUGGCCGAGCCCCACGGCCUCCUGGCCCCCGACGGCCCCAAGAAGCCCCGCGGCCGCGGCCGGGGCCGGGGCAAGAAGGGCCCCGAGGACGACGCCGGCGCCCUGGAGCCCCUCAAGCCCCUCAAGAUCAAGCUGGCGGUGGCCAAGGGGGGCGAGGGGCCGCCGGCCGAGGCGGGGGCCCCCCCGGGCGCCCCCCCGGGCGAGGGGCCCCUGGACAGCAGCCAGACGCGGGAGCGCAUCAAGCAGAAGAUCAAGGAGGUGGAGGAGAAGCAGCCGGAGAUGAAGUCGGGCUUCAUGGCCUCCUUCCUCGACUUCCUCAAGUCCGGCAAGCGCCAGCAGCUGCCGCCGGCCGCCACCAGCCCCUCCAAGACGCCCCGGGCCCCCCCCGCGCCCCCCUUCGCCGUGGGGCCCCCCAUGCUGGGGGGGGGCCUGGACGGGGCCGAGGGCGAGGGCCUGGUCAUGGCCUGCCCCAGCCCCUGCAAGCGGCUCGACGAGGAGCUCAAGCGCAACCUGGAGACGCUGCCGUCCUUCUCCUCCGACGAGGAGGACUCGGUCAGCAAGAACCAGGACCUGCAGAAGAGCAUCUCCUCCGCCAUCUCCGCCCUCUACGACCCCGCCGACCGCAAGGACCCCGACCCGGCCGACGCCCCCCCGGCGGAGGAGAAGCCGCCCAGCCCGGCGCCCUCGGAGGGCUCGCAGCCCGAGCCGCCCCCCCCCGCGGUGGCAUCGGCGGCGGCGGCCGUGGCGGCGGCGUCACCCCCCCCCGCGGCGGCCAGGGCCCCCCCCGAGGCGCCGGCGGCCCCCGCCUCGCCCGAGCACGAGGAGCCCGAGGACUCGCGGCCGCUGCACCUGGCCAAGAAGCAGGAGACGGCGGCCGUGUGCGGCGACACCGACGAGGACGAGGCCGAGAGCGGCGGCGAGGGCAUCUUCCGCGAGCGCGACGAGUUCGUGGUGCGCGUCGAGGACAUCCAGGCCCUCAAGCUGGCCCUGCAGACGGGCCGGGAGCCCCCCCCGAUCUGGCGGGUGCAGAAGGCGCUGCUGCAGAAGUUCACCCCCGAGAUCAAGGACGGGCAGCGGCAGUUCUGCGCCACCAGCAACUACCUGGGCUACUUCGGGGACGCCAAGAACCGGUACCAGCGGCUCUACGUGAAGUUCCUGGAGAACAUCAACAAGAAGGACUACGUGCGGGUCUGCUCCCGCAAGCCCUGGCACCGGCCCCUCGCCGCCGUCCGGAGGCAGAGCCAACCCAAAGCCGCCGGCCCCAAGACCCCGGCCCCCCCCCGAGCCGACAAGCCCGACGCCCCCGAGAAGCCCCCCCGCCCCGACAAGCCCCCCCGCCCCGACAAGCCCCCCCGCCCCGAGCGGCCCCCCAAAGCCGAGCGGCCCCCCCGGGGCGACAAGGCCGAGGCCCCGGCCCCCGCGCCGGCCGCGGGGCCCCCCCGGCCCCCCCCGGGCCCCCCCCGGCCCAAGCCCAAGCCCCCCAAGGUGAAGGCCGAGCCCCCCCCCAAGAAGCGGAAAAAGUGGCUCAAGGAGGCGGCGACGUCGUCCGAGUCCGAGUCCAGCCCCGACCCCCAGAGCGAGGAGGAGCGGGUGCCGACGGGGCGGGUGCUGAACACGCGGGCCAUGAAGGAGAUGUACCGCAGCUACGUGGAGAUGCUGGUGAGCACCGCCCUCGACCCCGACAUGAUCCAGGCGCUCGAGGACACCAACGAUGAGCUCUACCUGCCGCCCAUGCGGAAGAUCGACGGCAUCCUCAACGACCACAAGAAGAAGGUCCUCAAGCGGGUGACGCUGAACCCGUCGCUGCAGGAGGCCCUGCACACCUUCCCCCAGCUGCACGCCGAGCCCGGGGAGUCGCUGGUGAAGCUGCGCCCCGGCGGCGAGCCCUACAACCGCAAGACCCUCAGCAAGGUCAAGAGGAGCGUGGGCAAGCCCCAGGAGUUCAAGGUGGAGGUGGAGAAGUCCUUCUUCUACACGCUCUACCACUCGCUGCACCACUACAAGUACCACACCUUCCUGCGCUGCAAGGACGAGACGACGGCCAUCGAGGGCCAGGACGAGGACCUGGGGCAGGAGGAGGUGGUGCAGCAGUGCAUGCGCAACCAGGCCUGGCUCGAGCGCCUCUUCGACUCCUUCAGCGACCUCCUCACGCAGGCCCAGACCAAGUGCGCGUGACCCGGGGACGGGGACGGGGACGUCCCCCGCGCGGGGACCCCCCGGGGACCUCCCCCGGCACGGGGACCCCCCCGCCGCGGGGACGGCCGCCGCGACGGAGACGUCCUCCGGGACGGAGACACCCACCGCGACGGGGACACCCCCCGCGACGGGGACAACCCCCGCGACGGGGACACCCUACGGGACAGGGACACUCUCCAGGACGGGGACACCCCAUGGAUGGGGACACCCCGCGGAUGGGGACGUCCUCCAGGACAGAGAUGUUCUCCAGGACGGGGACGCUUCCCGGGAUGGGGACGUUUCCUGGGUUGGGGACGUCCUCCAAGACGGGGACGUUCUCCUGGGACGGGGACGUUUCCUGGGAUGGGGACAUUCUCCUGGGAUGGGGACGUCCUCCAAGACGGGGACGUUCUCCUGGGACGGGGACGUUUCCUGGGAUGGGGACAUUCUCCUGGGUUGGGGACGUCCUCCAAGACGGGGACGUUCUCCUGGGACGGGGACACCCCCAGAUGGGGACACCCCCAGAUGGGGACACCUUCCAGGAUGGGGACGUCCUCCAAGAUGGGGACGUUCUCCCGGGAUGGGGACACCCCCAUCACGGGGCCACCCCCCGGCGUGGGGCCACCCCCCGGGGACAAGGCCACCCCUUCCUGGGCACAGGGACGUCCCCCCCCCCGCCAGAGGUGGGGACACAGCCCUGGGCCCCCCCCAGGCCUUGGGGACCCCCCUACCAGAGACAGGGACCCCCCCCCCAGGGAAGAAACCCCCCCUUGAGGACAACACCCCCAAUUUGGGGACAACACCCCCAAUUUGGGGACAAGGACCCCCCCUCACUUUGAGGACCCCCCCCCCAGGAUUGGGACCCCCCCAUGGGCCUCCCCAGGACCCCAAUUUUGGGGCCCCCCCCCGGGGCAUGGGAGGGAGCAAGGGGCUUCACCCCCCCAAAAAAAGGGGGGCCCCCCCCCCUCCGCCCUCCCCCCGGAGAGCCCUUAUUUAUAUAUAUAUGUAUAAAUGUCUAUUUAGUAGCCUCCGUUCUCCGUCCUGGGGGGGGCCCGGACACCUGGGCCCUCUCCCGGGGGGGUGACGCGCCUGGGUGUUCCCCCCCCCCCCAGGAGGAGCCAGGACUCCGGGGUCCUCGGGGCGAGAAACAGGGUUUUGGGGGUGGGGGGGGGGCACCCGGACUCCUGGGUCCCUUUUCUGCCCCCCCCCCCAACCCGGGACCAGCCCGUCCCCCCCCCACCGGGGUGUCCUGUAUAUAAGUAUUACGGGGGGGGGGGUCCCAAGCCAACGGGGGGGGUCCCCAAAAAGGGGGUGUCUCCUCAAAAAGGGGGUCCCCCAAAAGGAGGGGUCCCCCAAAAGGGGGGUGUCCCCAAAAAGGGGGGGUCCCCCCCCAAAAUAAGGACCAUCAGCCCCCCCACCCCAAAAUCCACCCCCCCCUAUUUAUUGCCAAGUCCCCUCCCCCGGCUGGCUGGAUUUUGGGGGGGGGGGAGGAAAAAAUAAAGGGGGCGGGGGGCACCCUUGGGUGCCCCCCCACCCCGAGCCGCCUACGGGGGGGUAUUUUGGGGGGGGGGGUCGGCGGGGGGGGGGCUUGUACAUAGUGUAUAGGGUCAAAGUCUCUAUGUAUCAUAUCGCAUCGCCGGGGCCCCCCCCGGGGCCGGAUUUGCCCCCCCCCGGCCCCAAAUUUGCCCCCCUCCAUGGGCCGGAUUUACCCCCCCGGCCCCCCCCCCCGUCGCCCUCCUCAGCCUCUCGGUUCUUUUUUCUCGUUUUUUUUUUUAAUUAUUAUAAUUAUUAUUAUAUAUAUUGGGGGGGUUCCCCCCCCCGCGUCACUCCCGCCCCCCCCCCAGCCAUAAAAACGUACCGCCCCCCCCCAUCCCCGAGCCCGGCCCCCAAGCGCCCCCCCCGCCCGGGGUAUUUAUUGGGGGCGGUUGGGGGGCGGGGGGGGGGGGGUCGUGUCGUGCCCCCCCCCGCGCCCCCCCCCCCGUUUUCUACAGUGUAUCGUGUCGGUGUUGGCGGCCGCCGCGGGGUCGCGUCGUGCGUGUGGCCGAGACCUUUUUAUCGUU
Dromaius novaehollandiae (emu) is the source of this 7998-nucleotide messenger RNA. RefSeq names its product proline rich 12 (gene PRR12). Bases 41 to 5938 code for a protein of 1965 amino acids. The transcript is spliced from 14 exons. The record is from RefSeq and is a predicted model, not a curated record. NCBI's taxonomy places the organism in Eukaryota, Metazoa, Chordata, Aves, Casuariiformes, Dromaiidae.